UGGCCACCACCAUGCUAGGCUGGCUCAUAUCCUAGUCUUUGGCAGAUGCUAAAACAUCCAAAGACUGUGCGAUUGCGAUUGCGAUUUCGAUUUCUUGUCCACAUUUGCUCGUGUUUCUCCGUCCAUGGCGGCUGGGGAUGUAUACCUCCGCACCAACCGUUUCGAGGUGAAGCUUGAAGGCAUCACCUUCAAGAAGAAGGUCUUCGAAUCUUUAUGUGAAAUCGACUUCCUUUUCCCCGAGGGAAAGACGUGGGAUCAGCCCCCGGUUGUCGGCCUCGAUGUCAUGCCCCACCCCCGCGACCCGUCCAUCAUCCUUCUCUUCCUCAACUUUGGCGUCGGUUGCGUCAUCCUCCGCUUCUCCGCCGGGGAAUCACUCCCCGCCCCCAUCCACAGGUUCCUCGCCGACAAACGGAUCCGCUUCGUCGGCUUCGGCAUCACCGAGAAAAUCGAGCUCCUCCCCUUCAACAAAUUAGGUCUCAAAAGGGCGAAAAUCGACAUCGGCCACAUCGCGGCUAGGGUUUACAAGGACCCGAAAUACAAGCGGUACGAUCUCGGCGACCUCGCCCGCAAGGUCGUCGGGAUCAAGAGGAUGACCGGGCUCACCGACUCCGCCUCCUUUGACCGCCACGCGCAGAUCAAGCGCGUCAUCUGCCAGUUGUUCGUCACCAGCCUCGUGGCCACGCGAAUGUUCGACAAAAAGCGGAUCAUCAACAAAGAGAAGAAAACCACUUCCUCUUUCCUAAAAAAUCUCAAUUCUCUACAACUCCUCGCCGAGGGAUGGUUAAAGCUCCCCGGGAGAAAAAAGCGCCAAACCGGAGACGAGGACGACAUUGAAAUCCGGGCCCGGAUGGAGGAUCUCCUCGGCAGCAAGCGCCGAGAGGAUCCUUUCCCCGACUACCUUGCGGAGGUCAACGACUUUGACCUCCCGAGCGGGGACGAUUCGCCGAUAUUCAAAUUCGACGGAGACUCCCCAAGGUCUUCGUCGGGAGGAGACAACGAGAAAAGCGGGAACUCUAGCGACGACGAGGACGAUGAGUCAUCAUCGUCGUCGGGAGGCGGGACGAAGAAGCCUAUCAAGGGGAUCUUGAAGUGUCCGUCGACGACGUUGAAUCGGAGCGGGUCGUGUCGAUCGCCCGGGGUGUUAACACCGUUGUCGCCGUCGCCAGCGCCGUCGCCGCUGAGUGAGAAACUGAGAAGGGCGAACUCGAAAGGGUGCAAUGUAAAGUUUAAUAUGUAAUAGGUGGGCAGUUGAGUGAUUACUGCAUUAGCUGUUAGGGAUAUUUACUCAAAUGUGAACAAUAGGAUAUUCUGAAAGGCGUGAACAACACUUUCAGAUCAAAUCAAUUUGGCGGUUCUACCAAUAUUUGAUCGGAUACAAUUCAGGUUUAAAAGUUUCGUAUGUUGA
Molecule: messenger RNA, 1405 nt
Organism: Salvia splendens (bonfire salvia)
Lineage: Eukaryota; Viridiplantae; Streptophyta; Magnoliopsida; Lamiales; Lamiaceae
Exons: 2
Coding region: 125-1237 (370 amino acids)
Molecular function (GO): nucleic acid binding
Source: RefSeq, a predicted model, not a curated record